AUGACAACAAAUAUAGCAGAGUCCAUGAAUUCUAUACUGAAAGAACCUAGAGAUUUGCAUACUGCUUCAUUCCUUGAACAUAUUCGAGCUUUGCUACAACGUUUGUUUUUGGAGAGUCGAGAAGAAGGCAUUAAAGUGACGUCUACAUUGACUAAAUGGACAGAGUUAGUUCUACAAAAGAAACAAGAACGAGUUUUGACAAUGAAGGUCAACCCAAUUGAUUGUUACCAAUUCCAUGUUAAAGAUUUAGAUAAAGAGAAUGUCGUAAAUCUUCAUAAUCAAGAGUGCACUUGUAAGGAGUUUCAAGCUGAUCAACUAUCAUGCACACAUGCCAUUGCUGUAGCACGGGAUCGCAAUAUAAAUGUUUAUAGCUUAUGUGCUAACUAUUACACUAAUGAAUGUUUGUUGGCAGCAUAUUCGGAGGCCAUCUACCCAGUUGGAAAUCAGUCGGAAUGGAAGACAAGUGAAGAAUAUGUACAUAUGACUGUCUUACCUCCGAAAGUAGUGAAAAGAGUUGGUCGACCGAAGAAAAAGAGGAUUCCAAGUGUCGGGGAAGCACCAAAAUUGCAUAAAUGUGAUCGAUAUUUGUUGCAGAAGGUUUUCAUGCUGACCUUGAGUGACGAGGGCUGGAACCUGAGGAAACUGAAAAACAUUGUUCUACUGCAUAUCGAAGAUGAAGAUGGAGAUCCUAUCAAUUACGGCGCAUCGGAAGAUGAAGAUCCUAUCGAUUACAGCACAUCAAAGAUGCAGAUGAUGACGACUCCAACACGUUAA
Messenger RNA from Cucumis sativus (cucumber), 774 nucleotides. RefSeq lists its product as uncharacterized. The record is from RefSeq and is a predicted model, not a curated record. The transcript has 3 exons. Bases 1 to 774 code for a protein of 257 amino acids. Gene Ontology annotation, molecular function: zinc ion binding. NCBI's taxonomy places the organism in Eukaryota, Viridiplantae, Streptophyta, Magnoliopsida, Cucurbitales, Cucurbitaceae.